UGUCAUAGCAACUAAGAAACAAUCUACAUCAGUCAGGAGAAGAAAAACAGAGGGAUCAUAUACGGAUUUCUCCAUGGCAUCCUCCGAGGAGAAAAAAAAGCCACUCACCCAUGCUGCCUUACGUGAGAAAUUACUGAAAGAAGAAGAGAUGCUGGCAAAAUUUAAAGAGUUUUCUAAAUUUCUUCAAAGCUGGGAACGUGGCCGAGUCAUGUGCCUGCAGCUGAAAUCACAGGAAGACAGAUGUUUUGCAAGAAGCGGGAAGAGGCACCAAGCAGAAAUGAAAGAAGAAAUGCACUAUGCUAAUAAACAGCUGAUGAUGCUUCGACAGGCAGCUUUAAAGCAUCUCUUAAGUACUGAACACCUGCAAUACCAGCUGGAAUUUAACCAUUUGGGAAUGUCAUUCUAUGCUGAAAGGCUCUGAGAAUCUCAAACAUAUGUAACAGUUUGGGCUGUAAUACGUAGGGUAGAUAUUUUCAUGCAAUACUCUGUAUCUAGAAAGAAUGUUUUCCUCAAUAUCAAUUAAAUAUCAUAUAAAAUUUUAAA
Messenger RNA from Pantherophis guttatus, 543 nucleotides. It is a transcript of the gene CFAP141, whose product is annotated as cilia and flagella associated protein 141. The record is from RefSeq and is a predicted model, not a curated record. NCBI's taxonomy places the organism in Eukaryota, Metazoa, Chordata, Lepidosauria, Squamata, Colubridae.